CAAGAGGGCCCUAUGAUGAUUCUGAGGAGUGUGCACUUGGGAAGUUUGAGCAGAUAAGUUUCUAAAGCUUGGUGCUGUCUCUGGAUUUUAUGUUCUUGUUUUCCAUUCAAGACAGUGGUUGUUAGCUCACAAUAGGAUAAAUAACUAAUCUGUUUGUUGUUUGUUUAGGAAGGAAGUGGUCUGGUCUGUUCUUUUUGCUGUGUUAAAUAGCAGUUCAUGUGGAGUAGCAGUACACUUUGUAUUAUUUUUGUUUGUUUUGAAUAAUUUCAAGACUACAGUAACUCUAACAUCUUACGUAUCAAAAUAAUUCCCUUUUUAUUCCUUUGUUAUAUUUAGGCAUCUGCCUAAAAUACAAUUUUCAGGCGUUUCAAAAAGAAUUAGCCUACUUUUUAUGUGCAUUGAGUAUAGAAAGUAGUUUGAAAGUUGGCGUCCUGGUGUUUGAAGUAUCUGUGUGUGAGUGUAAAAGCUGGUAUGCCCGUGCCUACGGCUGUUCCGGAGCCCCAUGCCACCCGCAGGCUGGCACUGGACUGUAGAAGCCUGCUGGACCAUCGCCAGGCUGGUGGUGUGUGUGGUUGUUGCUGUGGGGCUUUCAGGCCCCGAUACAAGAGACUCGUGGACAACAUUUUCCCCGAAGAUCCAGAGGAUGGCCUGGUGAAGGCCAAUAUGGAGAAGCUGACAUUCUAUGCUUUGUCAGCCCCAGAGAAACUGGACCGAAUAGGAGCUUACCUGUCUGAGAGACUGUCCCGCGAUGUAGCUAGACACAGAUAUGGAUAUGUGUGCAUUGCUAUGGAGGCUCUGGACCAGCUACUGAUGGCGUGUCACUGUCAGAGCAUUAACCUGUUUGUGGAGAGUUUCCUGAAGAUGGUGCGCAAAUUACUGGAGUCUGACAAGCCCAACCUGCAGAUACUGGGGACCAACUCUUUUGUGAAGUUUGCCAACAUCGAGGAAGACACUCCCUCAUAUCACCGUAGUUACGAUUUCUUUGUGUCACGAUUUAGUGAGAUGUGCCACUCCAGCUUUGAGGAUCCAGACGUCCGCACCAAGAUCCGUAUGGCUGGUAUAAAAGGACUACAGGGUGUAGUGAGGAAGACGGUCAACGAUGAACUGCAGGCUAAUAUCUGGGACCCUCAGCACAUGGAUAAAAUUGUUCCCUCGCUGCUCUUCAACCUGCAAUCUGGAGAAGGCACAGAGAGCCGCUCUCCCUCCCCGCUGCAGGCCAGCGAGAAGGAGAAGGAAAGUCCAGCUGAGCUCACAGAGCGCUGUUUUCGGGAGCUGCUCGGCCGUGCUGCCUAUGGCAACAUCAAGAAUGCUGUCACCCCAGUGCUUAUGCACCUUGAUAAUCACUGUCUGUGGGAGGGAAAAUCAUUUGCAGUGCGCUGCUUUAAGAUCAUCAUGUAUUCUAUUCAGUCACAGCACUCUCACCUAGUUAUCCAGCAGCUCUUGGGUCACCUGGAUGCUAACAGUAAGACAUCAGCCACAGUGCGUGCUGGGAUAGUGGAAGUUCUCUUGGAGGCGGCUGCUAUAGCAGCAAGCGGCUCUGUUGGCCCCACUGUGCUGGAGGUGUUUAACACACUGCUCAGGCAGCUGAAGCUCAGUGUGGACUACGCGCUCACCGGUUCUUAUGACUGCACUACCAUGGGCACCAGGACCAUCAAAGAGCAUGAAGAGAGGCAGCUCCAGGAAGCUGUCAUCAAGACCAUAGGGUCCUUUGCCAACACUCUGCCUACGUACCAGCGCUCGGAGGUCAUGCUCUUCAUUAUGGGGAAGAUUCCGAUUCCAGGCAUGCACCUAAUGCCACCACCCUCAGGCUCUGGGUCUGAAACUGACAGGAUGAUCCAAGUCAUGCUGUUGAAAUCUCUGAGACAGGUGACGAGUGGCUUCCAGAGCACAAACAUGUUGACUGCUCUACCCAGCUCAUUCCUGGACCCACUGCUGUCCUUCGCCCUACUGGAGGACGCACACAUCCGCCUGCUUGUCCUUGAAAUCCUUGUCAGCCUCAUUGAUCGCCAUGACAACCUCCCCAAGUUCUCCACCAUCAGCAUCAUCCCAGACAUUUCUGUGCUCAAACUCAAAAUGGAGAAGUGCUCCCGUCAAGACAACCUCUUCAUGAAGAAGCAUGCUCAGCAGCUGUACAGGCACAUCUACCUGUCGUGUAAGGAGCAGAGCAGUGUGCAGCCACACUUUGAGAUGCUCUACUCACUCCUCGCUCUCAUCAGCAUGGAGCUUGCAAACGAAGAGGUGGUGGUGGACCUUAUCCGCCUGGCUCUGGCCCUGCAGGAUUUGGCUCUUGCCAGUGAGGAGACAUUGCGUGUGUACAACCGCUGUGCUGUACACGCCCUCUCCGCUGCCUACCUCAACCUCAUCUGCCAACUCACCACUGUGCCCACCUUCUGCCAGCACGUCCAUGAGGUGAUAGAGAUGAGGCAAAAGAAGUCCCCGUUUCUCUUGCCUGAGGAUGUCUUCAUUGAAAAUCCUAAGAUCCCUGAAAUCCUGGAGAAGCCAGAAGCAGAAAUAUUGUUCCAGCAGGCUAAAAUCACCGAAGUGCUGGGAGGCAGUGGCUAUAACACGGAGAGACUGACCACACCUUAUAUACCUCAGUUUACAGAUGAAGACCGGCUGUCAAAGAGAAAGAGUGUUGGAGAAACAAUCUCCCUGCAGGUGGAGGUGGAGUCCAGAAACAGUCCUGAGAAAGAGGAGAGAACACCAGCUGAGGAAAUCACAUUUGAGGCGCUUAAGAAUGCCAUAGUGGACAGUGUGGGGAUGGAGGAGCAGGAGAGAGAGCGGAGGAGACAGGUGGUGGAGAAGUUCCAAAAGGCUCCAUUUGAGGAGAUAGCUGCCCAUUGUGGUGCCAGAGCUACAAUGCUGCAGAGCAAACUCAGUCAAAUCUUCGAAAUCACAAUCAGGCCCCCACCAAGUCCAUCUGGGACCAUCACAGCAGGCUAUGGUCAAACACAGAGUCGCUCUGUUCCAGUAUAUGAGAUGAAAUUUCCAGACCUGUGUGUUUACUAG
Messenger RNA from Pygocentrus nattereri (red-bellied piranha), 3009 nucleotides. RefSeq names its product EFR3 homolog Bb (S. cerevisiae) (gene efr3bb). Gene Ontology annotation, biological process: protein localization to plasma membrane. The record is from RefSeq and is a predicted model, not a curated record. The coding region runs from base 472 to 3009 and encodes 845 amino acids. The transcript is spliced from 23 exons. Lineage: Eukaryota; Metazoa; Chordata; Actinopteri; Characiformes; Serrasalmidae. Gene Ontology annotation, cellular component: plasma membrane.